Musca vetustissima is the source of this 1153-nucleotide messenger RNA. Its product is annotated as leucine-rich repeat-containing protein 15-like. The record is from RefSeq and is a predicted model, not a curated record. The transcript has a single exon. Gene Ontology annotation, molecular function: protein binding. NCBI's taxonomy places the organism in Eukaryota, Metazoa, Arthropoda, Insecta, Diptera, Muscidae. The annotation marks the transcript as partial.
GUACUCUGUAAUACCGGAGGACUCAAUCAUAUACCAUUACGCCAUUUGCCUACCAAUGUCGAACAUUUAUCCCUGACUAAAAAUCACUUUGCUGUCAUUAAACCCGAUUCGUUUGCCGGCCUUCGUUCACUGAAGAAAUUAUCUCUCGACGGCAAUAACAUAACCAAAAUUAAGCAGUUUGCUUUCCGUGGUCUGCCUCGUCUUAAGGAGCUCUCCAUACAGUACACCCCCCUGCAGGUGGUAACGAGCUUUGCCUUUGCUGGCCUACAGAAUCUGUCCACCAUAUUGCUAAGUCACAACCAGAUUGCCAGUAUAGAGGCUUACGCAUUUGCCGGGACAUCCAAUGUCAAGCUAAUACUGCUGACCAAUAAUCCAUUGUUACGCAUUGAGAGUUUUGCCUUUUCCAGCCUGACACAAGUUGGUCAUCUUCUGCUGCCUGCUGGCAUACGAACACUUGAGCCGAAUGCCUUCUUUGGUAUGUACACAGUCGGGCUGCUCAAAUUGGCCUACAUGGACCUCGAGCAUAUCCAGCCAUUCACAUUUCGAGGUCUCUCCAAUGUGCUUCUUCUCACAAUACAGGAGUCGGAUUUGGGCACAAUCAGUGGUGAGGCAUUCGCCGGACUAACUCAGGUGGAUACACUUCAGUUGUUGAACAACAAGAUUGACAUUAUCGAGGCACUGGAUUUCAAUGACACAGCAGCCAUAAAACAUCUCAAAUUACAUGGCAAUCAUUUCCUGCAAACACCGGAAGCGGAUGACAUUUGUCUGGAUGGUGUGGACAACCUGGAGUUGGGCGACAACUACUUUCCCUGUGGUUGUCAACUGCACAAUCUGUUGGAAAGUCCCUUCGCCACCAAGACGCCAAAUGCCACACGCAGUCUUCUACAGAACAAUUACUGUAUUUCACCCAUCGAAAUGAACGGUCGCCGCAUAGGUGAUGUGCGGAUAGCGGAAAUCGCCCCAUGUCAGGAGCAUUUAAUGCAGGCUAAUUUAGGCUCUCAGGGAAGCAACCUCAAGCCUCCCGUACUGUGCCUGAGUGCAGUAAUGCUGUGGCUGAAAUUAGUUUUGGUCACCAAAUUAUAGCAGGCCGCCCUCAACAACAGUCGCUAAGUUUCUUCCAGUUUCGUUUUGAGUCGAUGCUUUGUUACUGUGA